AGUGAAGUCACUGGACUCAACAUUCACUGAACAUUCAACCUUGUACUUAUGUUAGUGCUGGCGUGAACAUUUUGUAUUUGUAUGAUGUGAACUCCUGUCCUUAUUGGCUUAUUUCUGUCUAGAGUGCAUGUUCCAGAAGAGUUGGAAAACCCCCUCAUACAGUAGCGCCAGGACCGGGGAACAAGCAGGAGGAAAAGUAUUACGGGGAUCAGAAGUGAGGGGACAAUGCGAGUCCACGUGCACACCAAGUUCUGUUUCCUGUGUGUGCUCACCUUCCUCUUCCAUCAGUGCAACCACUGCCAUGGAGAAGGACACAGCCAUCAGCAUAGUGGACAUCGCCAUGCUGACCACAACCACGCCCACAGCGACCUGCAGAUUUCUGAAGCUCCAUAUGUGAGAGGAGCCACUGAGUCACCGGAGUCCAAGGGUCUGCAAGGGGAUGCUCUAGAGGAGGAGCAGCGAUUCUACAUCCAGCAGCUGUUCAGGCGCUAUGGCCAGAAGGACAGGCUAGAUUUCCAGGGAUUUCAGAGUCUGCUGUUUAGCUUGGGUCUGGGUGAAGUGAAGGUAGUAGGUGUGGAUCAUGAGGAUCUGGGCCAUGACCAUGUAGCCCACCUCGACUUGCUGGAUGUGCAGGAGGGGCUUCACUCGCAUUCAUCCACCACUGAAGGCCAAGAUCAGGGUCAUGGGCACGGGCAUGGUCAUCAACACGACAAGCCUGGCUCCAACCAUCCACACACAGAACAAGUUCCCAAACAGUGCAACCAGCAGACUACUGCUCAAAGUCCAGCUGCUGUUGCACCUACAGGACAUGACCAUAAUCAUGAUCAUGAUCAUGACCACAAUCAUGGACAUGAUGCAGAACACAAUUAUGAUAACACCAAGGUAAAGGAUAGUGACCAUAAACAUUCUGAUGGACAUGUGCAGGACACACAAGAUCAUGAUCAUGAACAUGACCAUGAUCACGCACAUGACAAAGAGCACAAACAUGAGCAGGCACAGGCGCAGCCUAACCACAAGGACCUUACUUCUCAUCCUCACAGUGACCACGACCACCGUGAUCAUGACCAUGGUGAUCAUGAACAUGACCACGAUCAUGUUCGUCAAAUACAGACCGGCACAGACAUUCCUUUCAUUAACCAGAAACAGGUGCCCUCUGCCCACUUGGAGCCGUCCCAAGUCCCUCAGGAGUUAAAAUCCUCUCCUGCCCCGACAGAGAGCCGGACCAAGGAGCCCAGAAAGUCAGCACGAGUCAGAGGACAGCAAGGGCGAAACAAAACCCCUUCUCUUGUCAGACCUCCAUCUGAUGACCAUGACCAUGAACAUGAACACACACAUGGUCACAGUCAUUCUCAUAAAGAUAAGAGAGAAGCACCAGGAGGGCCUGCAAGCCCCAUUUUGCCAGUCCCUGUCCUGUCCAGGCAUCCAGGUGGAUUGUCACAUCAGCAUGAGGAGUGUUUGAACCUGACUCAGCUCCUCACCUACUAUGGCCUGAGUCCCGAAUCACUCAUCUCCCCCAGCCAGUUCACCUACCUGUGUCCUGCCCUGCUCUACCAGAUAGAUAGUCGCGUAUGCAUCCGCCAUUACCACCAGAUGGAUGUUAAGCAGGAAUCCUUGGAGCCCAUCAGUUCCGUGUGGGUCUGGGUCUGGGGCUUUGUGUCCAUCACCAUCAUCAGCCUGCUGUCUCUGCUGGGCGUGGUACUCGUGCCCAUUCUCAACCAAUCCUGCUUCAAGUUCCUGCUCACCUUUCUGGUGGCGCUGGCAGUGGGCACGCUCAGUGGCGACGCUCUCCUUCACCUGCUGCCUCAUUCUCAAGGGCAGCACGAUCACAGCGAGUCUGGAACAAGCCACGACGCUGAUCUGGUAACAGCCUUUGAUGGAGUGUGGAAGGGGCUAACAGCGCUGGCUGGCAUCUACCUCCUCUUCAUCAUCGAACACUGUAUCGUCAUGUUUAAGCACUACAAAGACCAGGGGGGCAUGAAAAAGGUGAGUGAGGAGGGCAAGAUUGGCAGGAAGUUGUCAGAUCACAAGUUAAAUCGGCGAUCAGAUGCGGAGUGGCUACACCUGAAGCCACUCAGUGAGGACCCUGACAGCACGGCCAUCUCCUGUGACAACGGUCACAACGACACACAGCUCACAGAGCUCCAGACACCUGACUCUCCCACCAACAAGACGCCGCUGGCACCCACAAACCCCCAACAGGACCACCACUCUCCCACCAAGGAGAACGGACGCAAGGGCAAGCAACACAGUCACAGUCACGGACACGGACACAGACAAUCGCACGGCCACGGGCACUCUCAUGGUGGAAACUGCCACUCGGACCAGGAGAUGAAGGACGCUGGUAUUGCCAGCAUCGCCUGGAUGGUCAUAAUGGGUGAUGGCAUGCAUAACUUCAGCGACGGCCUGGCUAUAGGUGCAGCAUUUAGUGCAAACCUGACAGGAGGCAUCAGCACAUCAGUGGCUGUUUUCUGCCAUGAAUUACCUCAUGAACUUGGUGACUUUGCGGUGCUGCUGAAAGCCGGGAUGACAGUGAAGCAGGCCAUUGUCUACAAUCUGCUGUCCGCCCUCAUGGCCUACGUUGGCAUGCUGAUUGGCACCGUUGUGGGCCAGUACACACACAAUGUCACCAACUGGAUCUUCGCCAUCACAGCUGGCAUGUUCCUUUAUGUGGCUCUGGUGGAUAUGCUGCCAGAAAUGCUUCAUGGGGACAGCGAGGACCACAAGCGCUGCCAGCUGGGACACUUUAUCCUGCAGAACCUGGGCAUGCUGACCGGGUUCGGCAUCAUGCUGCUCAUUGCCAUCUUCGAAGACCGCAUCGUUUUCGAUUUUGGGUUUUAGUAGAGGAGAGAGGGAGGCGAGAGCCGGAUGUUUCAGUAUUGUUCUUCUUGGCCUUAACAUGCUAUGUUCGCAAUGUAACCGCCCCGUCUUGCAUGCUAUGUGAGUUUCUUUCAUGCCCGUGCCUCCAUUCCAAACACGCAGUGGUAGUUUACGCAUAUCUCAUGACUCUGCUAGUGAUGUUUACACUCCGCUCCGCCGCCACCUCUCCUCUGUCAGUUCCAAUCUGUCGGCUCCCUGUGCAGCGCAAAAAAAGGCCGAAUGAAGGAAGAGCGAGGCUGCUCUCCUACCAGAAAACAGUAACUCCGCUCUGAACCAGUUAACUCCAUCUAAAAAAAGAGUAUUAGAUAGUAAGGUGGUGCAGGAGCCGUGUUCCUGCAGAGACGCAGCUGUCACGGCCCAGCAGCUCACCACCUGCCCAUCAUCGCUUGUUGGUCGCGUGUUGUCGUCGUCCCCCUCCUACGUCCCCAUCUCUUAUCCACCCUGUGCUGUGUCCCAUCAUCCCUGCCUCGUGCAUCUGUGGUGUGUGUCCCACCCGCCAUCCAUCAGCAACUUUUGAUGUCAUCGCGCUGUGUAUCAAACAUGUCGUGUCUCUGUGUGCCGAGCCCUGGCCACUGGAGCAGCACCACAGCUACACUGCACACCCUCACAGUGUCCUUAAAGAGACGCAGAGCUCAGUUCCGCUCGCUCCUACAUCUGGAAUAAACCCUGUAGCUCGUGUUGCUUCACCUGCAAACUGUUUCCACAGCUUUUAAGGUGCAGUGUCAAAAUAGAAGUGUUUCCCUGACUGUAUGUCGGAGAUUACCUAAAUGCCUCAGUGUUACUUUUUUGCUGCAGCUUUCUCCAUCUUUUACUUUUGACUUAUUUUUAAUUGUCUAAUUAGAUUUCUUGGGAUUAUUAAACCUUUGUAGUUCAUAGUAAUAACUAACAAAGCUGCCAAGGCCUUUAAGAAUUAGCAUUUACAGUAAUCAAAGGUUUUUUUUUCCCAUUUAGAAACUAGAUGUCAACAAUGUCUGACCAGUUUUUUUUAAGGGUUUGACAAUCUGUAGCCAAUUGAGACAUAUCCCUGUUAGGCCUUUAUAUUUUAUCUCUCUUUAUAAGAAUCAGCAGCUUCAAAAUAUGAAGUAGUAGUUAUUCUUGUCUUCAUCAGAAAGUCUUUAGUUUACUAGAUUUACUUAGGGUGCCUCUUUGAGUUCCUGAAGGUGCUUUAUCUGAUCGGACCACCCUGCAUUGGACAUUUCAUUACAGUAGGACGUUGAGUUGUCACACUAAUGCAGAUUUCUUGAUGUAUGGAAAUACACGAGGUCUGUAAAGUGUCAGUAGCUGAGCAGCUAAAAGCAAAAGUUUGUUCCUGCUCAUAGUUUUGAAAGUUCUUCUGUCAAAGAAUCAUUGAACUUCCUGACAAUCGGAGACAGAACAAGCAGAAGACAGUACUCUUGUAUGACAGCCAAACAGUACGCCGUGUGCUUUCCGAUGAGCAUUCCCUGCACUUGUAACGGAGGAUUAACCCAGGUUGUCAAACCGCAGGACAAAGGAUUUACAAGCAUUUCUCAUGAAUGUUUGGGCUUGAACGUUGUAGUCAAUCUGGCCACCGUGCCAAAGCUGGCCCGAAGUGUGGAAUUUCAGUGGCUGGUGCUUGACACGGCCCCUCCCCCCGCCCCACCCCGACAUUCCAUUGGCUGUUCUGCAGCUCGCAUGCUAAGCUAGCUAUCCUAGCUUCAGCUGCCCGAGCACACCGAUAAUGUGUGUGGCUUCAUUUAACCUGUCACUGUGUGACAUCCAUCAUCUGUGUCUUAACUGACUGUGAAUCAUCGUCAGUCACAUUGAACUCAUGUUCGCGCUCUGACUGAAUCAUGCAUGAAGCAUGAGCAAAACGGUGCAGACAUUGUGUUGAGUGUAAAAUUGUUUUCAUUCUUUGUACUGCAAAGUUAAAAUAUUGACAACCUUUGUUACUUUUUAAAUUAAGUGUGUGUGAAGAUCAUGAGAACUUCUUUGGGGUGUAGUGUAACUGGUGUCACAAGCCUUUUUUGUUGGCUAAAAGCAAAUAUGCAGGUGGCAGAAUAUACAGUAACUCAUCAUCUGUAUCUUCCAUAUAUUUUACAGGCAUUUUAUUAGUUUAGCCUGUGUUCAUAUUCAAAUUUAGUGGAAAAAGAAUUGUCAAACGGGCCCUGAAUGCAGUUUCAUUCUGUUCUAACAUCAAAUAGGCACUUCACUUGCUGUCACAUUGUUCACUGAUUUCUGACAAUAUUCAUUUUGAAACUGGGGGGUGCUUUGUUUGAACCAGUGGUUUUUCCCGAGUUACUUAGUAGAAUUUAAAUGUAAACUGUCCCGUCACAUAUUUGAUAAGUUAGUGACACUUGAGACUCUUUGCCCCAAAGACAAAGUGUCUUCAACGUUUAUUGGGCAACAAACUGUCAGUAAAAUGAAAGUCUAUGAUUGUUCUCAUUUUGCUUUGUUGUAUGUAUAUUUGUUUAGUAAUCAGGACAUAAAAUGUAAAAUGUGACAUCCGUGCUUUUUGCCUGUCUGUGCAUUCUCCCCAUUACUAAAAGAAAAUAAAAUCCGAAAAGAUCCCUGAAACUGAUCUCCGACGGUUUUGAUAUAAUGUUAGAGAGACAACUGCAAAUCCACAACAGCGUAACGCACCUGUCAGUAACGCCGCUCUGCCUCCGCUCGCUUCCUGCUUCAGUUUGCAUUCCCAGAUGAGCAGGUUAGGCAACGCUGAUUCUUAAACAUAUGCCAAAGCAUGGAGCAUACAGUUAGGAACCACAUGUGGAAGGUGCAGCCCAGACACUGCAGUGCCCUGGCUGCUGUAAGAGCUGUCCUAGCUUGCUGGCCGUGCAUAGUGAAGCUCUCAGCAUGGUCUGAAUGUAUCUCUGCAAUCAGCAAUCAAGUUGAUCUGAAAGGUAAAAGGUACAACGUG
Xiphias gladius (swordfish) is the source of this 5755-nucleotide messenger RNA. RefSeq names its product solute carrier family 39 member 10 (gene slc39a10). Gene Ontology annotation, biological process: intracellular zinc ion homeostasis; zinc ion import across plasma membrane; positive regulation of B cell receptor signaling pathway. The coding region runs from base 226 to 2838 and encodes 870 amino acids. The record is from RefSeq and is a predicted model, not a curated record. Gene Ontology annotation, molecular function: zinc ion transmembrane transporter activity. NCBI's taxonomy places the organism in Eukaryota, Metazoa, Chordata, Actinopteri, Istiophoriformes, Xiphiidae. Gene Ontology annotation, cellular component: membrane. The transcript is spliced from 11 exons.